Molecule: messenger RNA, 1073 nt
Organism: Daldinia decipiens
Lineage: Eukaryota; Fungi; Ascomycota; Sordariomycetes; Xylariales; Hypoxylaceae
Product: ribosomal protein L14-domain-containing protein
Exons: 3
Coding region: 105-548 (147 amino acids)
Biological process (GO): translation; ribosomal large subunit biogenesis
Cellular component (GO): ribosome; cytosolic large ribosomal subunit
Molecular function (GO): structural constituent of ribosome; RNA binding
Source: RefSeq, a predicted model, not a curated record
CCACCGCAUUUUCCGCGACCGAAGAAAAGUUCAGCCCAGGACAAUUCAAGGUAAGGAGGGAUUUGAGCCAACACCACGAUAUCACCAAAUCACACACCCUCACAAUGGGCGACGCAUCGAUCGAAUCCCCCGAAUGGCGCAAGGUCGAGGUCGGCCGUAUCGUCCUCGUCCAGGGCAACGGCCCUUAUGCCGGUAGACUGGCUGCUAUCGUCGAGAUCAUCGACCACAAGCGCGCUCUGGUUGAUGGACCUUCGUCAGACCCUAAGCUGGUCGUUCCCCGACAAGCUAUCUCUUUCGCCGACGUGCUCCUGUCCGACCUGAAGAUUGCGAAGCUACCGCGCGCCGUCCGAACAGGAACCCUGCAGAACGCAUGGGCGAAGGCCGAGAUCGACGGCAAGUGGAAGGAGAGCAAGUGGGCCAAGCGAAAGGACCAGACGGAGCGAAGAAGGGCGCUCACCGACUUCGACCGAUUCAAGGUCAUGCGACUCAAGAAGCAACGACGAUUCGAGGAGCGAAAGGCCCUGGCCAAGGUCAAGGCAUCCGCAUGAAUGGCAAUAGGAGCAUGAAGGGGGACGGAAUGGUCGAUUCUGUUACAACGGUCUCUUUCAGCUGGAGAGGAAGGUAGUCUACGGAUCUGGUCUGCAUGAAAUGACACAUUGGCAUGGAUGGGGUUGCUGGUUUCUUCUGAUUCGUCUGGCAAGACCUGUAUGUCACUCAUAAAAAUCUCGAUGAGGUGACCGGCGUCAAUGAUACGGAAAUUCACAACAACUUGAGGCUGUUUUCUACGUGAUUACAUCUCCGCCGGGUGAAAUUUGUGCUAUCACAUAGACAUACCCAGAUUCUUGAGUUUGCGCAAGUGUAGAUUCGAUACGCAAGUUGACAAUACAAUUCCUCCGAGGGUCCCGAAUACAUAUAUGCCUACCAUAAAAUUUAGGGCAUGUCUUUCUAAAAACCUCAUCUCUAAAGAAAACAGGUAUAGAAGUAUCAGUAGAUAAAGAAGUUGCAAUUACCUACAUAAAGUACCUAACAUGAUGCCCUGACGCACUUUGGGUACUUGCCAUAGGUAUCUUGGG